CCCCCUGACUAGUGACGAGAAGCAAGGUGAGAUCCAUCGCAUCCGGCAUUCCAUCAGAAUUGGCGAAACCCUAGCAGCAGAUUGCCCCGCCAUGCUCUGAGCCCGCCGACGAUGGCCGCGCCGGGGCCGGGGUGGGUGGUGCCGCCGCCGCCGCAGCCGCAGCCGCAGCAGCAGCAGCAGGCGGUGGUGGUGGACGGCCGGGACGGCCUCGUCGCGUGGCUGCGCGGCGAGUUCGCGGCGGCCAACGCCAUCAUCGACCUCCUCCUCGCCCACGCCCGCGACGCCGCCGAUCCCGCCGGGUUCGACGCCGUUGCCGCCGCCGUCCAGCGCAGGCGGCACCACUGGGCCCCCGUCCUCCACCUCCAGCAUUACUUCCCCGUCACCGAGGUCGCCCUCGCGCUUCACCACGCCGCCGCGCGCCAGGGGCCGCCGCCUCCUCCUCCGCCGCCGCGCCCCCCGAGCGGUAGCGCCGGUGCCGAGGGAGAUGAUGCUGCGAUUGCCAGUGGAGGUGUGAAGGAAGUGGAGACAUCGGCUGAAGCAACUCAGAAUUCUCAGUUGGUUUCUCAUAUUUCACAUGCUACAGAAGCCCAACCUCAGAAAGGACUUCAUGUAAUCAGUAAUGUGGUUCCAGUCCCAACUUGCUUUGUGGUUAAUGAAGUAAUUGAUGGCAGGAUGGUGAAUGUUCUAGAGGGGCUUAAGUUGUAUAAAGGGUAUGUAGAUCUAACUGAGAUAGGAAAGGUUCUUUCUUUUGUGAAUGAAGCUAAGACUAUGCGGCGUAAACCAGGACUGGAAGGGCAAACAGUUGUAGUUGCCAAAAGGCCAAUGAAGGGUCAUGGAAGAGAAAUUAUUCAGCUUGGUCUUCCCAUCACAGAAGGCCCUCCUGAAGAUGAACAUUUAAGAGAGGUAAAGGUGGAUCCUAUUCCUGGUGUGCUUCAAAAUCUGUUUGAUAGCUUGGUUCAUCAGAAAGUUGUCCCUUCCAGUCCAGAUUACUGUGUUAUCGAUAUCUUCAAUGAGGGAGAUUAUUCUCACCCUCAUCAUCAUCCUCCUUGGUAUGGUAGACCCAUUUGUACACUCUGCCUGACUGACUGCGACAUGGUAUUUGGCCAUGUUAUUGCAGCAGAUAGCCGAGGCGAUCAUGCAGGUCCACUGAAACUCUCACUCUCUACAGGGUCUGUUCUAGUUUUUGAGGGAAAGAGCGCUGAUAUAGCAAAACGGGCACUCCCUGCUACAAGUAAGCAGCGUAUCUUACUAAGUUUUGGGAAGUCUGUGUCAAGGAAGCACGUUCAGUCGGAAAGCAGCUUGCUUAUCACUCCCCCAUUGACACCUCCUCCGAUGCCUUGGGCUGCACCAUUGAGGCCAGGGAACAUAGCAAUUCAUCCCUCAAGUCCUAAACAGCUUGUCUACAACCCUAGCAAUAGAGUACCUGCAGUUUCAACCCCUGGACUUCACCAUAUUCCAUCCAAUGGCAUCCAGACAGUUUUCGUUGCACCACUUCCUAUCACUCCAAAAGCUGUUCCAUUUGCAUCAGCUGUCACAUUGCCAAACAGUACAGCCGCAUGGAUCGCAGAAGCUGCUCCCAGGCCCGCUUCACCUCGUUUACCUCUUCAGGGUACAGGGGUAUUCCUUCCUCCUGGAUCAGGCAAUCCACCCCCAGCUCAGAAGUUGGGCGUAAAACAUGCUGAUGCUAAACCAUUUUUUCCACAAGAAUCAUCUGCCUCUUCAUCUGGUGUAAGUGCUCGUGCACAUAAGGCUAAUGGUAGUGUUUCUUCCAAACCAACAAGGAAAGAUGAUAUGGCUGAAGCUAAGCCAAAGUGCAAUGGGAGUUCAGAUGGUGGUAGCUCUGUUGCCCAUGCCAAGGCAACUGGAGGUUUAGAGGAGCAGAAUGUUGUCGCAAAGUAGGCUGGCUACAAGAUCUCUGUUAUCUUAAAAGUAGAUAGCUGAAGAUAUUGAAAUUUCUUUUUGUCCAAGUGGUUACAGGAGUUUCCAAACACAGGCUAUAUUCUUGAGUAAGUGCUAUGCUCUUGGAAAUGUUGCACGACAGCGUGAUGCUCAAGAUCAAAUAGUUUUGAACAUUGUAGCUAUCUGAAAGCAAAACUGCACUCACCACACAACUUCAUCUUCUCUACGGCGUCAUUAGAGCAGCGGGACCAAUUAUGAUGCUUUUUUUUUUUGGUCAGAGCUUAAGCAUCAAUUUUUGUAUGUUAUGAGCCUCCCAUUUGCUCAUGGAGUGCAAUUUGAGGAGAAAUUCGAAAGAAAAUUUUGUAUAUGAUGCUAUAUAUGUCAUCUUUGUUGCAUAACGAAUCUGAAAUUUGCAUCCUACCGUGGGAGAUGUGUUUGUCAGUUAUGUCGUCCGACAAUAAUUGAAGUGAAUUCAGUAUUA
Oryza sativa Japonica Group (Japanese rice) is the source of this 2380-nucleotide messenger RNA. RefSeq names its product RNA demethylase ALKBH10B. Gene Ontology annotation, biological process: mRNA catabolic process. The record is from RefSeq and is a predicted model, not a curated record. Lineage: Eukaryota; Viridiplantae; Streptophyta; Magnoliopsida; Poales; Poaceae. Gene Ontology annotation, molecular function: mRNA binding; demethylase activity.